Pseudo-nitzschia multistriata is the source of this 2416-nucleotide messenger RNA. The record is from the annotation of a GenBank genome assembly. Lineage: Eukaryota; Bacillariophyta; Bacillariophyceae; Bacillariales; Bacillariaceae.
AAUGACGACAGAAUAACCGAACGGCUCGACACACAAUACGCAAUAUAUAAAAAUGUCCCUAAAGCGAAUUAAUAAAGGUAAGUCAUCGACUCCAAAUAAAUACUUUCUCCUGCACGAAGGACCAGUCGAUAACGGCARUGGUAUGAGACAAUGACGUGAAUCUGACRUAUUUUUCGCUAUCCCUGUAUUUAUACCAGAACUUGUCGAUUUGGGCAAAGACCCACCGGCCAACUGUUCCGCAGGGCCUGUUGGAGAUGAUAUGUUCCAUUGGCAAGCAACAAUCAUGGGACCAGAUGACUCCCCAUAUGCCGGAGGAGUCUUCUUUCUCGAUAUCCACUUUCCUGCGGACUACCCAUUCAAGCCUCCAAAGGUCCACUUUACUACCCGUAUCUAUCACUGUAACAUCAACUCAAAUGGAGGCAUCUGCUUGGACAUUUUGAAGGAUCAGUGGAGUCCUGCUUUGACCAUCAGCAAGGUUCUCCUCUCGAUCUGCAGUCUUCUCACCGACCCAAACCCUGAUGAUCCCUUGGUUCCAGAUAUCGCUCAACUGCUCAAGACAGACAGAGCAAGACACGAUAGUACGGCCCGAGAAUGGACUUCGAAAUACGCGAUGUAGUCAAAAGUAACAAAGCAUAGUGUGGCGUACGUCACAUCAUCCUAGCAUACAGCAUGGAACACAAACAGCACGUAAUACUGCAUUGAUUGAUUGAUUUUGAAAUAAAACUAGAUUUUCAGAAGGAACAAAGAAAGCGACUGGAUCGAUUAUUGUUCGUCUGAAAGUUCCCCUCGGGAGAGCAAGGCUCAAUCGACUGUGACUUUUUGGUGUGCGGUGAUGUUGUUGCUGCUGUUUUUGUCGUCUGUUUGAAGUCAUCCUUGAUUGAACUUUCUGCGCAGUCCCUUUCAAAAGAACGAGGACAAGCUGUUUUCGAAAUCCCAAUUUGUUUUAUGCGCAUCAUAACCUUCUUAACGCGGGUUGAUCGCAUCGAGUUCUAAUUUCCUGUGUGGAACGUAGCACAAUUGUAUGGCCAGUCGAAAGUUUGCGCAUCUAAUCCGUGYAAGGCAGGCUUKGGUGUCUGACAGGCAUGACCACUAAUGAAUCUGUCUGACUGACUCGUUUGAARUGGUUUGGCGCAACUGCUUUCGUCCCGUGACAUGCGCUUGAGGGGAUGAGAAUAGUAUUUUACYACGAAAACAACCUUCAUUAGCUUUCGGUUCCGUCAAAAGAAUUGGCCUCGACCACUACGAUAGAGWURUUCUUAAAAAUUCAAAUACUGAAUUGCAACGAUUUGAUUAUAGUGGAUAUAUUUGAAAAAGCUUUGGUUACUUCGGCGACCAGAUGUGACUAACCGAAUUCUGUUUCCCAAAAUAUGAUCUGCUGCUCCCUAUUCCUUCGCUUGUAUCAAGGAGUCUAUCAAAAGAGGAUGCAAGCGAUAACYGCAAGAYAACUGUUCUCGACAAAUGAAACUCUUGCCUUUGGCUUCGUAUCGCAAAAAGGACCCUUCCACCUGUAUUURAAAAAAUAUUUUGUUCUCUUUCGUUUCUCCCUUCGUCUCUUGCAGGAACAUUUUUKCCGURGCUCUUUUCUCUAGAUUAGAUUCCGAGUUGACCGUAACCGGGAAUGCGCUCGAUCUUGGCAAAGUCCCACUCCUUGUUGCAAAGAGGACAAACACUACGCGUCUUCAGCCAUCGCUGGAURCAAUCGAGAUGGAAGACAUGGCCGCAGUUUCCAAAGGCAAUGGACAGUCCGUUAUCGUUCGUCGGAGACGGGUUCGCCUGGUACUCGAUAGAGGGCUCAUUGAGUGAGUUUCUGCAGAUGGCGCACUGUUGUCGAYGUCGUAGUUGUCGUGUUUGUCGUGCGAURCGUAUUUUUGGUUCGGACGAAAAAGAAAACAGAGUUGGAAUCCAUCAAUCCGUGAUCAGGUUGCAAUGAUAAUUAUCACACCAAAGCCUCUACUAARAGAGGAUCACGUCGUACRGYUUCUUUGGAUGUUKURUAUUUUCACUUACCGUAUCAGCGCAGAUAUCCCAUGACCACAUUGCUACCGCAUUCCAUUUCUUGAUCUCGAAUCGAGGAGCAGCUCCCGGUGCAGCCUUUGCUGCUGGUUUUGCCUGAAAUAUGUAUGCGUGGUGAGUGUUUGACAUURCAUUUCCAAUCAAGARUUAUUACGGCGMAGAGGAACAACGGGUGAGUAAAAUAGCUUAGAAACGCACACGAGAUUGGACAGUCGCUCGCAACCUUGGGUGGAUUGCCAGUGUUUUGAUCAGUCAUUCCUUUGAUCGCAAUCACGAACGGACAACGCUUACUGGUGCUGGGUCAGCCGCCGCGUCUUCCAUGGGAACGUCAGCACUUGCACUUGCUUCCUCGGCCAUUAUUUCUGUUGCGAUGUUUACAAUUUAAUAUACGAAGAAGGCCCAG